Neocloeon triangulifer is the source of this 1294-nucleotide messenger RNA. RefSeq lists its product as uncharacterized. Gene Ontology annotation, molecular function: protein binding. The transcript has 6 exons. NCBI's taxonomy places the organism in Eukaryota, Metazoa, Arthropoda, Insecta, Ephemeroptera, Baetidae. The record is from RefSeq and is a predicted model, not a curated record. Gene Ontology annotation, biological process: signal transduction. The coding region runs from base 548 to 1240 and encodes 230 amino acids.
CACUAAUCAUAUAUGAUUGCUGCUGGACCUUAGACCUUACAAUUAGCUAGACUUUAGAAAACCUUAGACCAUGCCAUGGUGCCAUGAUUUAUGUUCGGCGGUUUUUAGUAUUUUACGCAUUAUGAUAUAGGUCAAACAUAUAUGAAACGUUACAUUUUGAUUUUUUGAUUUUGUUGGAAUUUUAAAAACGUUUGACGUACUGUCCGAAAAACAAGGGGAAUUUCGUAUCAUAAUUAAUACGGCGUUUUAUUUGUUUAAUUAUCAACCAUCAAAAAAGGACAUCACGCGAAGAUCACACAAAGGGAACAUUAUCGUUCUGUUCCAGGCUCAGGAGAGAGAUGAGUACUGUCACUGCUUCAAACACCUUGUCAAACGAAACGAAUAAUAUUAAGCACAAUUUGUCAUCUGAUUACAUCACUUUAAUAAUCAUAUCACAGAAGCACCAACACAAUUAGUAAAACCAGGUGAAAAUCAUAGAAUCUUUAUCCCAGACGUCCAAACUGCCCACGUACAGCCUCAGCAACAAUUACCAGCAAAUCCAUUGGUUAUGCAGGACCAAGCAGGUCAACAGCAGCUUGAUGUUGGAGCAGUUGGCAAUGGACCGCCAAACAAUCCACCACCUCCAUAUCCAGGGCCUGCAAACUCCAACAGACAAGAUGAAGCCAUAAUUAAUGCAAAUAAUGCAGAAGAACAGGAGCAAAGAAACGGCUAUGGCAACUCGACCUCGACCAUCAAUAUUGGAGAUCAAGCAACAAACAUUGCCAUUUUCCAAUCACAAAAUUUGCGUACUGAUGCCAUGCAUGUGAACAUACCACCGGUUGGUGGUGCAACCUCAGCAGUUGAACAAACUAAUGCACAAACAUCAGCAGUGCAGCCCACUAGACCUGCAUCUAUUACUCGUUCUGAAUCAGAACACACUACUUCCGAACAUGCUUCUGCAGGAAAUCCAAAGAAAUUGGUGGACCUUCCCUUGGUGAAAAAUCUUAACUUCGACCGAUUUGUUGAAUUUUUUAAGCAGCUUGGAAUUAGCGACAAUCAAAUAUUUGAAGCAAAAAAGAAGCUCAGGGUAUCUCGUUUAGAGGCCAUUGCCGAGCUCUUUAAGAUGUGGAUUGACAACAGUGGCAAUGGAGCCACUUUGGACAAACUCAUUACUGCAGCAAACGCUUUAGAGCUGACUUUGCUCUCUACCCAGCUAAAGAAGUUGGAAAAUGUCAAUACGGUGCAGUCUCAAUCCAGCUAAUUUAUGUACAUUACAAAUUAGGUGGAACCCUUGUUGGAUUAAAAAUGAAAUGAA